CCACAACUGGACAUGCUAUUUAUUACUUGGGUGAAGCACGAAACUUGGUAUUAUGGUAUAGUAAAUGUGUGCUACAGAUAUAUUAAUGACCGAUUAGGCUCUGGCGAGGAACUCGAAUGGAAAAUUCAUUGGAUAGUGGAUGUUCAAGGUUCUUUUUCUCUCUCUUUGUGGGUAUUAUGUGCGCAUUACAUUUUUUGGGCGGCAGUGCACGACCAUGAUCUAUGGGCGAGCUGCCCCUGAUUAUAAUCAUCAUUAUCUUUAUUAUGACUAAACUAGACGCUGCCAUGGCCACCGCUCCUUGCUGUCUGUGCUGGUGCGCACAAUGUUGGUCAUGAAUGACGGAAUAAACUUUAAUGUUUUCCUUCGUCGCCAGCUCUACCAGGAAAAAAUUGUGUCGUAUCCGGUUUCUGGCUCAUCCCGGACACUGUGCAGUUGUAGGCUUUGUAGGUUGGCCUACAAGCGGAUCAACCACAACAAAAUCCGGUACUGAAUCGAGGCCAAGUUCGCGACCAGGCCAGAUAUAAGAGCCAGGUUUAUGGACGUCGGGCAAUACUGCAGCUACAGACAAGCAAAGGGAGGUUGGAACUUGCCACAGACUUACUACAGUGAACAGGUGGAAAACUGGCCACAAGCUUACAGACGACCAAAGACAGGUUGAGAUUUUUCACACAUUUACAGACGACCGAGUACCAUGGCGCCAUCCUACAACUUUCUUACACUGAUUGGACCACUUUGCCUCAUGCUCAUUUCUGGAACUGAAUCAUGGACAAACAAUGAGGUCACAGUACAACUGGCUUGCUCCAGUGGGCCACACACCUGUGCUGACGUCCAAGGUUCGAACCCCCGUCCUGUGGUUACUCUUUCCAACGGCCUGGAAGUUGUCUGUGACACUGUGACAGACAAUGGAGGUUGGAUUGUUAUGCAGAGACGAGCGUCUGCCGACGUGGACUUCUACCUUAACUGGGUAGACUAUAAGUACGGCUUUGGGGAUGUCUACGGCAACUUCUGGCUCGGCCUGGAGAAAGUCCACCAGCUGACGUUCAAAAGACGGUACGAACUGAGGAUUGAUAUCACAUUCAACGGACAGGACUACUAUGCUAACUACGAUAACUUCACUCUCUUUGGAGAGCCGGAGAACUACAGAAUCCGGGUAUCUGGAUAUUCGGGUAAUUCAUCUGAUGGACUAGGCUACCACAAUGACCGGCCUUUCACAACCAAAGACCGCGACAACGAUGCGCACGGAACCAACUGCGCCGCACAGUUCCACGGUGCUUGGUGGUACGGCGCCUGCCACAACUCCAACCUCAACGGCAAAUGGGGAAGUCACGAAUACGCCGAGGGCUUGACUUGGGACACCACCACCGGCGAUUACGAUACCCCUACUUUUACUGAAAUGAAGAUCCGGCCUCUCGAUUCUUGAGACAGAGCUCGCCGGCAGGCAUACUUUUAUGACUUUCAUGUUAUACAAUUUUCUGAAUGCUCAAAACAAUGAUUUGAUAUAUCUUUGAA
Messenger RNA from Aplysia californica (California sea hare), 1509 nucleotides. RefSeq names its product ficolin-1. The coding region runs from base 692 to 1420 and encodes 242 amino acids. NCBI's taxonomy places the organism in Eukaryota, Metazoa, Mollusca, Gastropoda, Aplysiida, Aplysiidae. The transcript is spliced from 5 exons. The record is from RefSeq and is a predicted model, not a curated record.